UCUGUUGAAUUGUCCAUUACAUUAAUACAAUAAGAUAUUUUCCUUUUGCAUUUGUAUUAUCUGGCUUUUAAUUGCAAUUAAUGUUCUAAAUAUUUUGUAUACUUUUCAAACCAUCCAUAAUUUUUCGUCGGUAUUUCAUUUUUUGUCUAACUUCAAAUCCCUCGGCAUCAUGAACAAUUCGGCGGCAAAGGUAGGAGAAAUUUUUCGGGAGGCCGGAACAGCCUUCAACAAAUUGUCCGAAAUGACAAUGCUUCUACAUCCGAUGGGUGAAACGCAACCGGGGGGUAAGUGGACAGAAGAAGAGAUAGAAAUGCUACGUAAUUGUGUACAUCGUUUUGCGGUCGACCUGAACAAACUAAGUCAGCAUAUAAAAGCUAGGACAGUUUCACAAAUCCGUACUACUCUUAAGAAGAAAGCCUUUGAGGAUGCAGGUAUACCAGUGAGGCAGGUAAGCAGUACAAUGGCCAGCUCGAGCCAGCAACCUCAGGUAGUCUCGCCACUGAGCAUCAUCAGCCAACAGAGCGUGUUAGGAAAAAACGCCGAGGUGACACUGAACAUGCUGAACGCUUCAGAAAAUGAGGUAGACGUUGAAGGCUUAUCUGGUGAUGUGAAACUGGAGUUCGAAACAAGUAACGAUGAUGUGGGUGCCUGAAAUUUGUAUAGCUUUUCGUACCUCUAAACGGGCAACACUAACCUUAUUUCACACUGAAGCAUUUUAGUAAGUUAUCUUAAACUACAUAUUUACUUUACACCAAUACAAUGUUAAAAAAAGAGAAAAUUAGAAUAUAGCAUAGACUAAUAGAAAACGUAAGAAAAGUUAAUACAUAUUAUAGUUCCUUGCAAAUUAAUGAAAUGUUAAUUACCGCUGUCAUCCUCGUAGGAAAGAUUGCAUGCGGUGGAUGUUACUAAAAGCGUCUACAGUUUUUUUUACAUAAUGAGCUUUCUCAAAGACCACACAAAUGUUAUAAAUGUAGUACUUAUAUUAUUCUCUCCAGAAGACAUGUGGAUUACUCGACUAACAUAUCAACAUCCACAAAAAGUAUAUUGCUCUAUAACCUCGUCAAUCUUUCAUAUAAUAAUUAUGUUGACAAGCAGCAGACAAAAGUUUAGCAUAUGCUGUAAAGUCAUCUAACUACAGAUUAACAAAUUCUAUCAGUAUAAUAUAAUUUUUAAAAUAAAAAUAAUGUAUGCCUCAGUGUGAAACAAAUUUAUUUGUUUAAAUAGGCUUUUAAUAUACUUCUUACACUUUACUCAAAACUAUCAAAAAUAUUAUUGACAUUAUGAGAGUUCCUAAAAACUAAGUAAUUUCAUACAUAUUUAAACACACUGGCAUAUUUAGCGGAACACAAAAAAAGGUACAUAAUUA
Molecule: messenger RNA, 1366 nt
Organism: Melitaea cinxia (Glanville fritillary)
Lineage: Eukaryota; Metazoa; Arthropoda; Insecta; Lepidoptera; Nymphalidae
Product: chromatin complexes subunit BAP18-like
Exons: 5
Coding region: 170-652 (160 amino acids)
Cellular component (GO): MLL1 complex; NURF complex
Source: RefSeq, a predicted model, not a curated record